AUGGCCGGCGCCAUACAAUCAUCUGAUACAGACCCUGCUGAAAUUAUGCGUCUGGCCGUAGAAGGAUUUCGAGCCAAAAUGGAGGCCUCCAAUCGUCGAUUUCUACAAGAUCGUAUCGACGAGAUUGAAGCCAUGGGUCUCUCUACCGAGGAGGAGAAAUUUAACGAGAUGUCCUUGUACUGGCAUGAUUUAGGCGCCAAAUGCGAGCCAAAGUGGAAUAAUACGGCCUCCCCAGGUCAUGUUCGACAAUCGCGCGAGGCGAGAAAUGCUACACGGCUAGAAGAUGUCAAAACUAUCUAUCACCAGUACAUGGACGGAAUCAUCUCGCCAACUUUAGUAACUGAUAAAUGGCGCCAGAUGUACUUAGAAGUCUUAAAGGGUGUAUGCAACGAGGCAAUGGCGCAGAAUCAAGGGGGCGAGGAUGAGGACUUCGAGAUCCCAAUGUGCUACGAACUAGGCCACUUCAUCAAAUACGCUAAUGGCGUUCAAGAUCCAGAUUUCCGCCGCUCAGGUAUUUGUCCAUUUGAACCCGUCCCUCCUGUCGGAAGGGAGGAAUAUGCAUUUCCAGAGCACGCGGCUGUGCUUAGACUUCCUACUCCUCGAGUCUCAACCUCUCGGGAAAUAUUAAAAGAAUACCUACGAGGGAGAAUACUUGAUGAGACAUUUAUUCUAGGCACUGUGGAUGAAGACUUGGAAGUCAAGGUUGGAUUUCAAACUGGCCUCGGCUGUCGCGCAGGACAUGACGAAUGGUACAGCGCCUAUCUAUACUGUCGUCGAUGUGAUGAUGACUCUGACCCAUCUCUCAAAGACUGGGCCUGGCGUGUUUCGUUCUUCCGGGCUGAUGUUGGAAACCCGACUACUCUUUACGGGCGGUAUCCACGAUUUGAUUCCAUACCCGAGUUCUUAGAUUGGUAUAGCAGCUGGCUGGUUUACGUGGAUAUGAAUGAGGUCCGGAAAAACGUACGGUGCCUCUAUGGCGAUGAUGAUUAUUACUCAGACAUGAACUAA
Molecule: messenger RNA, 1008 nt
Organism: Aspergillus udagawae
Lineage: Eukaryota; Fungi; Ascomycota; Eurotiomycetes; Eurotiales; Aspergillaceae
Exons: 1
Coding region: 1-1008 (335 amino acids)
Source: RefSeq, a predicted model, not a curated record